CGGCCGUGUCACCCAAGAUGAGGAUGAGACUGACAAGCAGCACAGCUUCAGGCUUGAGUGACAGCCCACGAGUGGACAGGGCACAGCCGUGACGCCAGCUCUGCUUGCAGGACCCGGAGGCUGCCAAAGAAGCUGAAAGAGCAGGGGCCCCCACACUGACCCAGGUGGCCAGCUGGGGUUCUGCAGCCCCUGGACUCUGUUGGCAUCUUCCUCCUCACCAUUCAGACAUCUCCUGGCCGGAGCUCCCAUCUGGCUGUCACAUGUGCGUCUCUCCUCGCUUUGCAACUUGAGCACCAUGUGCCAGGGGACACUCAAGGCCCUUAUGUGAACCUGGAGAUCAGCACCAGGUCCGAUCCGUACUGGGUGCAAUGAAAGCUCCACGCAGGCCUUACCAUGGAAGGCUGUGACUCGCCCGUCGUCUCGGGGAAGGACAAUGGGUGCGGGAUCCCCCCGCACCAGCAAUGGACUGAACUCCACAGCGCCCACCUCCCCGACAAACCCGGUAGCAUGGAGCAGCCCUCGGGCGACAGCCACGGGCCCUUGGACGGCCUGAGGGCCCCCUUCCCUGAGCACCUGGCGGACAGCGCUGGCCCCACCGGGCCUCCCGUCGCUGCUGCCGCCGCCGCCGCCACCGCCGAGCCCGCCAGCACGGAGGUCAGCUGCAGCGAGUGCUCGGCCUCCUUCGGCAGCUUGCAGACCUACAUGGAGCACCACUGCCCCAGCGCACGGCCCACGGCCGCGCCCCUGCGCGAGGAGAGCGCCAGCGACACCAGCGAGGAGGGCGAGGAGGAGAGCGACGUGGAGAACCUGGCGGGGGAGAUCGUGUACCAGCCCGACGGCUCGGCCUACAUUGUGGAGAGCCUGAGCCAGCUGGCCCCGGGCAUGGGCGCCUUGGCGGCGGGCGGCGGCGGUGGGGGCGCGGGGGGCGGCAGCGGGCCUCCGUCGCUUUUCCUGAACUCGCUGCCCGGGGCGGGGGGCAAGCCCGGGGAGUCGCCGUCUUCGUGUGCCACCGCCCCCGCCGCCGCCCCCGUGUACCCGCAGAUCAUCAACACUUUCCACAUAGCCUCAUCCUUCGGGAAAUGGUUUGAGGGCCCAGACCCGGCGUUCCCGAAUACCUCAGCCCUGGCGGGGCUCAGCCCCGUCCUGCACAGCUUCCGCGUUUUCGACGUGCGACACAAAAGCAACAAGGAUUACCUGAACAGCGACGGCUCCGCCAAGAGCUCCUGCGUAUCCAAAGAUGUCCCCAACAAUGUGGACCUGUCCAAGUUCGACGGCUUCGUGCUCUACGGCAAGCGGAAGCCCAUCCUCAUGUGCUUCCUGUGCAAGCUCUCCUUCGGGUACGUCCGUUCGUUUGUCACCCACGCGGUGCACGACCACCGCAUGACCCUGAGCGAAGACGAGCGGAAGAUUCUUAGCAAUAAGAACAUCUCCGCCAUCAUCCAAGGGAUCGGCAAAGACAAGGAGCCCCUCGUAAGUUUUCUGGAACCAAAAAACAAAAACUUUCAACACCCCUUAGUUUCCACAGCUAACCUCAUAGGCCCCGGACACAGUUUCUAUGGUAAAUUCAGUGGCAUUCGCAUGGAAGGGGAGGAGGCCCUCCCGGCCCCUGGCACCGCCACGACUGCCGCUGCCACCGCCGCUGCCACCGCGGCUGCUGCUGUCCCCACCGGCAGCCCAGAGCAGCCCCAGGCCGGCCUCUUGAACCCCGGCGGGCUCACCAGCUCGGUCCUGAAGACCCCCAUUACCUCAGCCCCCCUGGGGCCUCUGGCUUCCAGUCCUACCAAAUCCUCAGAGAGCAAGGACUCCGGGGCAGCCGAAGGGGAGAAGCAAGACGCAGCCGACGCGGACUGCUUCUCCGAGAAGGCAGAGCAGGCCGAGGAGGAGGCCGAGGAGGAGGAGGAGGAAGAGGCAGAGGAAGAGGAGGAAGAGGAGGAGGAAGAGGAAGAGGAGGAAGAGGAGGAUGACGAGGGUUGCAAAGGACUGUUUCCAAGCGAGUUGGACGACGACCUGGAGGACAGGCCCCAUGAGGAGUCUGGAGCCGCGGCAGGUGGUAGCAGCAAAAAGGACCUCGCUCUCUCAAACCAAAGCAUUUCUAACUCCCCCCUAAUGCCUAACGUGCUCCAGACCCUGUCGAGGGGCACGGCUUCUACUAGUUCUAAUUCUGCUUCUUCCUUUGUUGUCUUUGAUGGUGCGAACAGGAGGAAUCGUUUAAGCUUUAACAGUGAGGGCGUCAGGGCCAACGUGGCAGAGGGCGGCAGGAGGCUGGACUUCGCUGACGAAAGUGCCAAUAAAGACAAUGCCACAGCACCAGAACCAAAUGAAAGCACAGAGGGCGAGGAUGGGGGCUUUGCACCCCAUCACCAGCACGCUGGCUCCCUCUGCGAGCUUGGGGUCGGGGAGUGCCCCUCGGGGAGCGGUGUGGAAUGCCCCAAGUGUGACACAGUCCUGGGCUCCUCCCGCUCACUGGGUGGCCACAUGACCAUGAUGCAUUCUCGUAACUCGUGUAAGACACUCAAGUGCCCCAAGUGCAACUGGCACUAUAAGUACCAGCAGACGCUGGAGGCACACAUGAAGGAGAAGCACCCCGAGCCAGGGGGCUCCUGUGUCUACUGUAAGAGCGGGCAGCCCCAUCCCCGGCUGGCACGAGGCGAGAGCUACACGUGUGGUUACAAGCCUUUCCGCUGCGAGGUGUGUAACUACUCUACAACUACCAAAGGCAACCUCAGUAUUCAUAUGCAGUCCGACAAGCAUCUCAACAACAUGCAGAACCUGCAGAACGGAGGGGGGGAGCAGGUGUUCAGUCACACAGCCGGGGCGGCGGCCGCAGCUGCCGCUGCAGCAGCGGCCGCUGCCAACAUCAGCAGCUCCUGUGGGGCCCCCUCGCCCACCAAACCAAAAACCAAACCCACCUGGCGCUGUGAGGUGUGUGACUACGAGACCAACGUGGCCAGGAACCUGCGCAUCCACAUGACCAGCGAGAAGCACAUGCACAACAUGAUGCUGCUGCAGCAGAACAUGACGCAGAUCCAGCACAACCGGCACCUGGGCCUGGGCAGCCUGCCCUCGCCCGCCGAGGCCGAGCUCUACCAGUACUAUCUGGCCCAGAACAUGAACCUGCCCAACCUGAAGAUGGACAGUGCCGCCUCCGAUGCCCCGUUCAUGAUGAGUGGAUUCCAGCUGGAUCCCACGGGGCCCAUGGCUGCCAUGACACCUGCUCUAGUGGGCGGUGAGAUCCCUCUAGACAUGCGGCUCGGGGGCGGGCAGCUGGUGUCGGAGGAGCUGAUGAACCUGGGAGAGAGCUUCAUCCAGACCAAUGACCCAUCACUGAAGCUCUUCCAGUGCGCCGUGUGCAACAAGUUCACAACGGACAACCUGGACAUGCUGGGACUACACAUGAAUGUGGAACGCAGCCUCUCGGAGGACGAAUGGAAGGCCGUGAUGGGAGACUCUUACCAGUGCAAGCUCUGCCGCUACAACACCCAGCUCAAGGCCAACUUCCAGCUGCACUGCAAGACGGACAAGCACGUACAGAAAUACCAGCUGGUCGCCCACAUCAAGGAGGGUGGCAAGGCCAAUGAGUGGAGGCUCAAGUGCGUGGCCAUUGGCAACCCCGUGCACCUCAAGUGCAACGCCUGUGACUACUACACCAACAGCCUGGAGAAGCUGCGGCUGCACACGGUCAACUCCAGGCAUGAGGCCAGCCUCAAGUUGUACAAGCACCUGCAGCAGCACGAGAGUGGCGUGGAGGGCGAGAGCUGCUACUACCACUGCGUCCUGUGCAACUACUCGACCAAAGCCAAGCUCAACCUCAUCCAGCAUGUGCGUUCCAUGAAGCACCAGCGCAGCGAGAGCCUGCGGAAGCUGCAGCGGCUGCAGAAGGGCCUUCCGGAGGAGGACGAGGACCUGGGCCAGAUCUUCACCAUCCGCAGGUGCCCCUCCACCGACCCAGAAGAAGCCAUUGAAGAUGUUGAAGGGCCCAGUGACCCACCUGCCGACCCAGAGGAGCUUGCUAAAGACCAGGAGAGUGGAGGCGAGAAAGACCAGAGCAAGUGGACAGCAUCGUCCAGCCAAGCAGAGAAGGAGCUGACAGAUACUCCUGCCACCUCCAAACGCAUCUCCUUCCCAGCUAGCUCGGAGUCUCCCCUCUCUUCAAAGCGACCAAAAACAUCAGAGGAGAUCAAACCGGAACAGAUGUUCCAGUGCCCCUACUGCAAGUACAGCAACGCCGAUGUCAACCGGCUGCGAGUGCACGCCAUGACCCAGCACUCAGUGCAGCCCAUGCUGCGUUGCCCCCUGUGCCAGGACACGCUCAACAACAAGAUCCACCUGCAGCUGCACCUCACCCACCUCCACAGCGUGGCGCCCGACUGUGUGGAGAAGCUGAUCAUGACGGUGACCACUCCUGAGAUGGUGAUGCCCAGCAGCAUGUUCCUGCCUGCGGCUGUUCCAGACCGGGAUGGGAGCUCCAAUUUGGAAGAGGCAGGAAAGCAUCCUGAAACCUCAGAGGACGUGGGGAAGAGCAUCCUGCCGUCGGUGAGCACAGAGCACAGUGGAGACUUGAAACCUGCUCCUGCUGAUCCGAGCUCCGGGAGAGAAGAUUCAGGCUUCCUGUGCUGGAAGAAGGGGUGCAACCAGGUUUUCAAGACAUCCGCCGCCCUUCAGGCACAUUUCAAUGAGGUGCACGCCAAGAGGCCCCAGCUGCCCGUGUCCGACCGCCAUGUGUACAAGUACCGCUGCAACCAGUGCAGCCUGGCGUUCAAGACCAUCGAGAAGCUGCAGCUCCACUCCCAGUACCAUGUGAUCAGAGCCGCCACCAUGUGCUGUCUUUGUCAGCGCAGUUUUAGAACUUUCCAGGCUUUGAAAAAGCACCUUGAGACAAGCCACCUGGAGUUGAGCGAGGCUGACAUACAGCAACUUUACGGCGGCCUUCUGGCCAACGGGGACCUCCUGGCAAUGGGAGACCCCACCCUGGCAGAGGACCACACCAUUAUUGUUGAGGAAGACAAAGAGGAAGAGAGUGACCUGGAUGACAAACAGAGCCCAACGGGCAGUGACUCUGGGUCGGUGCAAGAAGACUCGGGCUCAGAGCCAAAGAGAGCUCUGCCUUUCAGAAAAGGCCCCAAUUUUACGAUGGAAAAAUUUCUAGAUCCUUCUCGCCCUUACAAAUGUACUGUGUGCAAGGAAUCUUUCACUCAAAAGAAUAUUCUGCUAGUGCACUACAACUCUGUCUCCCAUCUGCAUAAGUUGAAGAGAGCCCUUCAAGAAUCGGCAACUGGUCAGCCAGAACCCACGAGCAGCCCGGACAACAAACCUUUUAAGUGUAAUACUUGUAACGUGGCCUACAGCCAGAGUUCCACUCUGGAGAUCCACAUGAGGUCUGUACUGCAUCAAACCAAGGCCCGGGCGGCCAAGCUGGAGGCCGCCAGCGGCAGCGGCAACGGCAGCGCCGUCUCCCUCAGCUCCUCCUCCGCGCCCAGCCCCGUGAGCACCAGCGGCAGUAACACCUUUACCACCACCAAUCCAAGCAGCGCUGGCAUCGCUCAGAGCUCCAACCUCCUGAGCCAGGUGCCCCCAGAAAGCGUGGGGAUGCCGGCCCUGGGGAAUCCCCUCGGGGCCACCCUUGCUUCAACAUCAGAGCCCAAGGAGGCCAACCGGAAAAAGCUGGCAGAUAUGAUUGCCUCCAGGCAGCAGCAGCAGCAGCAGCAGCAGCAACAACAGCAACAACAGCAAGCACAGACCCUGGCUCAGGCCCAGGCCCAGGCCCAAGUUCAAGCUCACUUGCAACAGGAGCUGCAGCAGCAGGCCGCCCUCAUCCAGUCUCAGCUGUUUAACCCCACUCUCCUUCCUCACUUCCCCAUGACCACCGAGACCCUGCUGCAGCUGCAGCAGCAGCAGCACCUGCUCUUCCCCUUCUACAUCCCCAGUGCCGAGUUCCAGCUCAACCCCGAGGUGAGCCUGCCGGUGACCAGUGGGGCGCUGACGCUGACGGGCAGUGGCCCAGGCCUGCUGGAGGAUCUGAAGGCCCAGGUUCAGGUCCCGCAGCAGAGCCACCAGCCCAUCCUGCAGCAACAGCAGCAGCAGCAAAGCCAGCUCUCUCUGUCCCAGAGUCACUCUGCCCUCCUCCAGCCGAGCCAACAUCCCGAAAAGAAAAACAAACUGGUCAUCAAAGAAAAGGAGAAAGAGUGCCAGAGAGAGAGGGAUGGUGCUGAGGGAGGGGAGGGCAGUGUGGGAGCAAAGGACUCGCUGCCAGAUGCCUUGAAGGCCAAAGAGAAGAAAGAGCCCGUGCCAGGGGCCAGUUCCGAGCCUUCCAUGCUGCCUCCACGCAUCGCCUCGGAUGCCAGAGGGAAUGCCACCAAGGCCUUGCUGGAGAACUUUGGCUUUGAACUGGUAAUUCAGUACAAUGAGAACAAGCAGAAGGUGCAGAAGAAGAACGGGAAGACGGAGCAGGGCGAGAACUUGGAAAAGCUCGAGUGCGACUCCUGUGGCAAGUUGUUUUCUAACAUCUUGAUCUUGAAGAGUCACCAAGAGCAUGUUCACCAGAACUACUUUCCCUUCAAACAGCUCGAGAGGUUUGCCAAGCAGUACCGAGAGCACUAUGAUAAACUGUACCCCUUGAGACCCCAGACCCCAGAGCCACCCCCUCCUCCCCCGCCACCUCCACCACCCCCGCUCCCUGCGGCGCCCCCUCAACCAGCCACCACGCCAGCCAUUCCCGUCUCGGCCCCACCCAUCACCUCACCCACCAUCGCCCCGGCCCAGCCGUCGGUGCCGCUCACUCAGCUCUCCAUGCCCAUGGAGCUGCCCAUCUUCUCUCCACUCAUGAUGCAGACGAUGCCACUGCAGACCCUGCCGGCGCAGCUGCCCCCUCAGCUGGGGCCUGUGGAGCCUCUGCCCGCGGACCUGGCCCAGCUGUACCAGCACCAGCUCAAUCCCACCCUGCUCCAGCAGCAGAACAAGCGGCCCCGCACCCGGAUCACCGACGACCAGCUCCGUGUGCUGCGGCAGUAUUUUGACAUUAACAACUCACCCAGCGAGGAGCAGAUCAAAGAGAUGGCAGAUAAGUCUGGCCUGCCCCAGAAAGUGAUCAAGCACUGGUUCAGGAACACGCUCUUCAAGGAGCGGCAGCGCAACAAGGACUCCCCGUACAACUUCAGCAACCCGCCCAUCACCAGCCUGGAGGAGCUCAAGAUCGACUCGCGGCCCCCCUCGCCGGAACCCCAGAAGCAGGAGUACUGGGGAAGCAAGAGGUCGUCCAGGACCAGGUUUACCGACUACCAGCUCCGAGUGCUCCAGGACUUCUUUGAUGCCAACGCCUACCCCAAGGACGAUGAGUUUGAGCAGCUCUCCAAUCUGCUGAACCUUCCGACCCGAGUCAUAGUGGUGUGGUUUCAGAAUGCCCGACAGAAGGCCCGGAAAAAUUAUGAGAACCAGGGAGAGGGCAAAGAUGGCGAGCGGCGGGAGCUUACAAACGAUAGGUACAUUCGAACGAGCAACUUGAACUACCAGUGCAAAAAAUGCAGCCUGGUGUUUCAGCGCAUCUUUGAUCUCAUCAAGCACCAGAAGAAGCUGUGCUACAAGGACGAGGACGAGGAGGGGCAGGAUGACAGUCAAAAUGAAGAUUCCAUGGAUGCCAUGGAAAUCCUGACGCCCACCAGCUCGUCCUGCAGCACCCCGAUGCCCUCGCAGGCCUACAGCGCCCCGGCGCCAUCUGCCAACCCAGCUCCUCCUGCUUUCCUGCCACUCACAGCCGAGGCUGACGAACUGGCCACGUUCAACUCCAAAGCUGAGGCGAGUGAUGAGAAACCAAAGCUGGCUGAACCUCCCAGUGCACAGCCAAACCAAACUCAAGAAAAGCAAGGACAAGCAAAGGCAGAGCUGCAGCAGCAGGACCAGCCGGAGCCGAAGUCCACCGCGCCCCAGCCGAAGCUCCCGCAGCUGGCCUCCCCGCCUGCCUUGCCGCAGCCUCCUCCGCAAGCGCCCCCUCCUCAAUGCCCCUUGCCCCAGUCAAGCCCCAGUCCUUCUCAGCUCUCCCACCUGCCCCUCAAGCCCCUCCAUACAUCAACUCCUCAACAGCUGGCAAACCUACCUCCUCAGCUCAUCCCCUACCAGUGUGACCAGUGUAAGCUGGCGUUUCCGUCGUUUGAGCACUGGCAGGAGCAUCAGCAGCUGCACUUCCUGAGCGCGCAGAACCAGUUCAUCCACCCCCAGUUUCUGGACAGGUCGCUGGACAUGCCUUUCAUGCUCUUUGAUCCCAGUAACCCACUCCUGGCCAGCCAGCUGCUCUCUGGGGCCAUCCCGCAGAUUCCAGUGAGUUCAGCCACUUCUCCUUCCACUCCGACCUCCACGAUGAACACGCUCAAGAGGAAGUUGGAGGAGAAGGCCAGUGCAAGCCCUGGGGAAAACGACAGCGGGACAGGGGGAGAGGAGCCACAGAGGGACAAGCGCCUGAGGACGACUAUCACACCUGAGCAGCUGGAGAUUCUCUACCAGAAGUACCUGCUGGACUCCAAUCCGACUCGAAAGAUGUUGGACCACAUCGCACACGAAGUGGGCUUGAAGAAACGCGUGGUGCAGGUCUGGUUUCAGAACACCCGGGCUCGGGAGAGGAAGGGACAGUUCCGGGCCGUGGGCCCGGCGCAGGCCCACAGGAGGUGCCCUUUUUGCAGAGCACUCUUUAAGGCCAAGACGGCCCUGGAGGCUCACAUCCGGUCCCGUCACUGGCACGAAGCUAAGAGAGCCGGCUACAACCUAACCCUGUCUGCGAUGCUCUUGGACUGUGAUGGCGGACUCCAGAUGAAAGGGGAUAUUUUCGACGGAGCUGGCUUUCCCCACCUGCCCCCGAGCAGCAGUGACAGUCAGGGUGCGCCCCUCUCACCGGUGAGUAAAACCAUGGAGCUGUCGCCCAGGACUCUCCUUAGCCCUUCCUCCAUCAAGGUGGAGGGGAUUGAAGACUUUGAAAGCCCCUCCAUGUCCUCAGUUAAUCUAAACUUUGACCAAACCAAGCUGGACAAUGAUGACUGCUCCUCUGUCAACACGGCCAUCACGGACACCACGACUGGGGAUGAGGGCAAUGCCGACAACGACAGUGCGACAGGGAUAGCAACCGAAACCAAAUCUUCUGCCGCGCCCAACGAAGGGCUGACCAAAGCAGCCAUGAUGGCGAUGACCGAGUACGAAGAUCGGCUCUCCUCUGGUCUGGUCAGCCCCGCCCCGAGCUUCUACAGCAAGGAGUAUGACAAUGAAGGUACUGUGGACUACAGUGAGACUUCCAGCCUUGCCGACCCCUGCUCCCCGAGUCCUGGAGCCAGCGGGUCUGCAGGCAAGUCUGGUGACGGCGGGGAUCGACCCGGGCAGAAACGUUUUCGCACUCAGAUGACCAACCUGCAGCUGAAGGUCCUCAAGUCAUGCUUUAAUGACUACAGGACGCCCACGAUGCUGGAGUGUGAGGUCCUGGGCAAUGACAUCGGACUGCCAAAGAGAGUCGUUCAGGUCUGGUUCCAGAAUGCCCGGGCAAAAGAGAAGAAGUCCAAGUUAAGCAUGGCCAAGCAUUUUGGUAUAAACCAAACAAGUUACGAGGGACCCAAGACUGAGUGCACUUUGUGUGGCAUCAAGUACAGCGCGCGACUGUCUGUACGUGACCAUAUCUUUUCCCAACAGCAUAUCUCCAAAGUUAAAGACACCAUUGGAAGUCAGUUGGACAAGGAGAAAGAGUACUUUGACCCAGCCACUGUACGUCAGUUGAUGGCUCAACAGGAGUUGGACCGGAUUAAGAAGGCCAACGAGGUCCUUGGACUGGCAGCUCAGCAGCAAGGGAUGUUUGACAACGCCCCUCUGCAGGCUCUGAACCUUCCUACGGCGUACCCCGCACUCCAGGGCAUUCCUCCUGUGUUGCUCCCUGGCCUCAACAGCCCCUCCUUGCCAGGCUUUACUCCAUCCAACACAGCUUUAACGUCUCCUAAACCGAACCUGAUGGGUCUGCCCAGCACGACAGUUCCUUCCCCUGGCCUCCCCACAUCUGGAUUACCAAAUAAGCCGUCUUCAGCCUCGUUGAGCUCCCCAACCCCAGCACAAGCCACCAUGGCGCUGGCCCCCCAGCCGCACCCCCAGCCCCAGCAGCAGCAGCCAGCCCAGGUCCAGCAGCCUGCCCUGCCUCCUGCAGUCCAGCCGCCACCCACGCCCCAGCUCCCGCCCCAGCAGCCGCAGCAGCCACAGCCACGCAAGGACAAAGACUGUGAGAAAGGCAAGGAGAAGGAAAAGGCGCACAAAGGCAAGGGGGAACCUGUGCCUGUCCCCAAGAAGGAGAAGGGCGAGGCCCCCGCGGCGGCGGCCCCGCUGGCGGCCCCGCUGCCCGCCAUGGAGUACGCAGUGGACCCCGCGCAGCUGCAGGCCCUGCAGGCCGCUUUGACUUCCGACCCCACAGCGUUGCUCACGAGCCAGUUCCUUCCUUACUUUGUACCAGGCUUUUCUCCUUAUUACGCCCCCCAGCUCCCCGGCGCCCUGCAGAGCGGGUACCUGCAGCCCAUGUAUGGCAUGGAAGGCCUGUUCCCCUACAGCCCCGCGCUGUCGCAGGCCCUCAUGGGGCUGUCCCCCGGCUCCCUACUGCAGCAGUACCAGCAAUACCAGCAGAGUCUGCAGGAGGCCAUCCAGCAGCAGCAGCAGCGGCAGCUCCAGCAGCAGCAAAAAGUGCAGCAGCAGCAGCAGCAGCAGCAGCAGCCCAAAGCAAGCCAAACCCCAGUCCCCCAGGGGGCUGCUUCCCCAGACAAAGACCCUGCCAAAGAAUCCCCCAAACCAGAAGAGCAGAAAAACGCCCCCCAUGAGGUGUCCCCCCUCCUGCCGAAACCCCCCGACGAGCCAGAAGCAGAAGGCAAAAGUGCGGACUCCCUCUACGACCCCUUCAUCGUUCCAAAGGUGCAGUACAAGUUGGUCUGCCGCAAGUGCCAGGCGGGCUUCGGCGACGAGGAGGCGGCGCGGAGCCACCUGCAGGCCCUCUGCUGCGGCCAGCCUGUGGCGAACCUGCAGGAGAUGGUGCUCCAGGUGCCCACGGGCGGCGGCGGCUCGUACCACUGCCUGGCGUGCGAGAGCGCGCUCUGCGGGGAGGAAGCUCUGAGUCAACAUCUCGAGUCGGCCUUGCACAAACACAGAACAAUCACGAGAGCAGCAAGAAACGCCAAAGAGCACGCUAGUUUAUUACCUCACUCCGCCCGCUUCCCCGACCCUAGCACCGCAUCUACCUCGCAGUCUGCCGCUCACUCCAACGACAGCCCCCCGCCCCCGUCGGCCGCCCCCUCGUCCGCCCCCCGCGCCUCCAGGAAGUCUUGGCCGCAAGUGGUCUCCCGGGCUUCGGCCGCGAAGCCCCCUUCUUUUCCUCCUCUCUCCUCAUCUUCAACGGUUACCUCAAGUUCAUGCAGCACCUCAGGGGUUCAGCCCUCGAUGCCAACAGACGACUAUUCGGAGGAGUCUGACACGGAUCUCAGCCAGAAGUCCGACGGACCGGCGAGCCCGGUGGAGGGGCCCAAAGACCCCAGCUGCCCCAAGGACAGUGGUCUGACCAGUGUAGGAACGGACACCUUCAGAUUGUAAGCUUUGAAGAUGAACAAUACAAAUGAAUUUAAAUAAAAAAAAUUAAUAACAAACCAAUUUCAAAAAAAUAGACUAACUGCAAUUCCAAAGCUUCUAACCAAAAAAAAAAAAAAAUAAAAAAUAAAAAAAUAAAAAAAAUAAAAAUAAAAAAAGGAAAAAAAAAAAAAGAAAAAGCGUGGGUUGUUUUCCCAUAUACCUAUCUAUGCCGGUGAGUUCACAUUCUUACCUUUUCUUUUAAUAUAUUUAAAAACAAACCAACAACAAACGCCCUAACCCUGUCGCAUCGUGUCCUUUGGAAGGUACUAUUGGUCUGGAAACACAAGUCCGCAGGGCCUCCCCAGUGUCCUUGGCGCUUCGCCCCCUUGUAUAGUCGCCCCUCCAUAGCCGCCCCACGUUGAUAGCACAGAGGAGCCCGGCAUGCUCUGUAUGGGAAAGCAGUCCACCUUGGUACAGUUUUAAAUUUCUUGCUAUCUUAGCAUUCAGAUACCAAUGGCUUGCUAAAAGAAAAAGAAGAAAUGUAAUGUCUUUUUAUUCUCAGGUCAAUCGCUCACACUUUGUUCUGUUUCCAGAAUCAUUGUUUUAUUAAUUUUUUUUUUCAGUUCUCUUUUUCUUUUUUGUUCCAGAAAAUUUUUGCUGUUUUUGUUGUUAAUUUAAAAACGGGCAGAAAGUAUUCAAGUGAAACAAUGUGAACUGCUUUAAGCUUUCUGGGGAUUUUUAAGGAUAGCUUUUUUGCUGAAGCCAAUUUCAAGGGGAAAAGUUAAGCACUCCCACUUUCAGAAUAAAUAACCCACACACACAAAGAGUGUUGAGGACUUGUAGCUUAAAAAGAAAAGUAAGUUUUAAAAACUGACUUUCUGUAUUUAUGAUAGAUAUGACCAUUUUUUGGUGUUGAGUAGAUUGUUGCAUUGGAAAUGAAAUGAAGCAGUAUGGUAGAUUUAAAAGGAGAAAAAAAAAUCUUUUGUGUACAUUUAGCUUUUUGUAUGGUCCAACUGACAGCUCCUCAUUUGAUGUUGUCUUGUUCCUUCCUAGCAGAUAGAUUACAAUCCGUUGAUUCGCCUAAACUUUUCUCCCCUUUGUCCCUGACUCCCGUCUCCCUCCUGCCCUCUGAUCUCCCACCUAAGGUAGCUGCCUUCCUUUCUUAGAGGGUAGCUGCAGAAUUAUUUUAUAAAACUAAAAAAAGAA
Molecule: messenger RNA, 12762 nt
Organism: Ochotona curzoniae (black-lipped pika)
Lineage: Eukaryota; Metazoa; Chordata; Mammalia; Lagomorpha; Ochotonidae
Gene: ZFHX3
Product: zinc finger homeobox 3
Exons: 11
Coding region: 394-11580 (3728 amino acids)
Biological process (GO): brain development; regulation of neuron differentiation; regulation of transcription by RNA polymerase II
Cellular component (GO): nucleus
Molecular function (GO): zinc ion binding; RNA polymerase II cis-regulatory region sequence-specific DNA binding; DNA-binding transcription factor activity, RNA polymerase II-specific
Source: RefSeq, a predicted model, not a curated record